Carassius gibelio (silver crucian carp) is the source of this 2451-nucleotide messenger RNA. RefSeq names its product gastrula zinc finger protein XlCGF7.1. Gene Ontology annotation, cellular component: nucleus. NCBI's taxonomy places the organism in Eukaryota, Metazoa, Chordata, Actinopteri, Cypriniformes, Cyprinidae. The transcript is spliced from 3 exons. The record is from RefSeq and is a predicted model, not a curated record. Gene Ontology annotation, biological process: regulation of transcription by RNA polymerase II. Gene Ontology annotation, molecular function: DNA-binding transcription activator activity, RNA polymerase II-specific; RNA polymerase II cis-regulatory region sequence-specific DNA binding. Bases 67 to 1002 code for a protein of 311 amino acids.
UCUGUGACGCGAUCCAGUGUCUGUGAUUCGGCUGAAGAGAGAAAAACUGGUGAUUUAACUGAAAAGAUGGCAUUAAUCAAAGAGGAGAGUGAAGAUGUGAAGAUUGAAGAAACAUUCAGAGUCAAACAUGAAGAUACUGAGGAACAAACAGACCUGAUGGUGCUGAAAGAAGAGGUUCAAGAUCUGAAUGAGAUGGAAGAGAAAGAUCUGCAUGAAAAACAUCAUGUUUUCAUAACUAGAGAAAAAUCUUGUAGUUUUUCACAGACUGAACAUACAUUCUCUCAAAAAAGAGCUCAGAAGUCUAGAUCUAGAACCUGCCAACAAUGUGGAAAGAGUCUGAACAAAAAGGACAGCAUUAUAGCUCAUAUGAGAAUUCACACUGGAGAGAAGCCUUACUCCUGCCAACAGUGUGGAAAGAGUUUCCCACAAAAAUAUAAUCUUAGGAUUCACAUGAGAAUUCACACUGGAGAGAAGCCUUACACAUGCCAACAGUGUGGAAAGAGUUUCUCACGAAAAGAAGGUCUUAUGAUUCACAUGAGAAUUCACACUGGAGAAAAGCCAUUUGUGUGUGGUCAGUGUGGAAAGAGUUUCCCUCAUAAAACAACUUUGCAUGCUCACAUAAGGCUUCACACUGGAGAGAAGCCUUACAGCUGCCCACUGUGUGGAAAAACUAUGAACCACAAAGGACAUCUUAGAACUCACAUCAGAGUUCACACUGGAGAGAGGCCUUUCACAUGUGAUCAGUGUGGAAAAUGUUUUGUACGCAAGGAAGGCCUAACUAGGCACAUGGAGAUUCAUUCAAGAGAGAGCAGUUUUAUAUGCCCUCAGUGUGGAAGUACAUUCACAGACAGGAAACUCUUUAAGCGCCACGUAAAAACUCACAUCGUACAUGAGCCUUUAAAGUGUCAUCACUGUGGAAAGACUUUCACAAAAAAAGCACGCCUCAAGACUCAUGAGAAUUCACACUGGACAGAAACCUUUAACGUGAACAAUGUGGAAUGAGUUUCAGAUAGAAAACAACCCUUUAUAUACCCACAGAGAGGCCUUUUCAUGUAACUUCAGUGUGGGUUUCAUAUUUCAAAUAGAUCUGAAUAGUUAUUUGUGAAUUUUUCUGGCAAGAAAUUCAUUGUGGCAAGAGGUUUAGAAAAUGGAGCAGUUUCAAAGUUCACCUGUUAACUGGAGAAAGUAGGGUACCUGUAGGACUGUUAUUCGGUUGUUCGGUUGACGUAAGAAGCGCUGUUUCCGGGUCCAAGCCUCAACUCGCUUCACUUGAGAAUACUACCCCAGCAGCCGUUUAUGAGCACUGUUUAUUCAUAUUAAUCAUUUAAGAUAAACGCUUUCAAACUUACGGUAUACACUACAGUCUCCGUGCUCACAGCGUCCCAAACACAAAUAAUUUUUAUAUAUAUUUUUUACAUUUAUAUUUUCAUUGUCUGGCUAUCUGGGAAUUCAGUAUGGAGUUAAAGGUUAAGAUUAUAACUUUUUCGCUAGUAUUCUCUAUCGCAUUGUGAGUUUAUAUUAGCACCUUUUGUUGUUUUCUCGUGGUAACUGAUAUAGAGCGUUUUGACACGGAAGCGCUGCUACGUGACGUCAGACUUAACAAGCGAAUAGCAUUAAAUUCACUUUAAAAAAUUUAGUUCAUAAAUGUCCAAAUUAUUAUAAAUGGUAAGGGAAAGCAUUAACCUUUUGCCUGGGUUUUAAAUAUUUAUAGCUCAAACAGAUGAGAUACUUGAAAAGGCAAACCUGUUUUUGAUGUCAAUAUGAUUUAUGACCCCUCCACCUCAUAGCCCAUUCACUACCACCCACAUCAUGUUGACCCUGUGACCUGUUAAUGAUGAAAAUCAGUGAAAUGUGAAAAUCAGCAUAUGUGGAAUUCUGAUGUCGACCUGUGACUUUUGAUUAUCUUCUGGUAUACAAUAUGAAGACUGGUUGUUGAACUCUGUCCUGGUGUCAGGAUAUAAAUGAAGUUUUAAUCGUCUGUUUUGAACUCUUACGGUGCCUUCACACCAGAUGUGACUUGCGCGAAUACAUUGCGCUGUUUGUGCAUAAUUGAACUUUGAGUAAAUUAGCUUCAUUCACGCAUGAAAUUAACUUCAUAAUAGACGCGAAUGUCACGCAGCAUUGUGAUUUCAGACACCAUUUAUUCUGAUAAUUUUCUAAAUAUUACUGUUAUUGUGUCAUGAAAUGUAGUUUUAGAAGUAUUUCAGGCGAGAAUGUAGCUGUUUAAAACACAAAUCUGCAGUUUAUUAAUAAAUACAGCACCUAUGUAAAAAUGUGUUCAUCUCCAUCAAAUCCAUUCAAAUGGUCAUCUCCAUGUGAUCAGCGGGAGCUCAGAGCUCAUGUAUCCGCCUAGAGCACUCUCAACUCGGCUAGUCCUUUGACAUUUGCCACUGGCUCUGGUGUCUCUUUUGUGGUUAAACAUGAAAUAUAAUUUGUUUUGGGUAAAUUUAA